This is a messenger RNA of Prinia subflava (tawny-flanked prinia), 5080 nucleotides long. RefSeq names its product mast cell immunoglobulin like receptor 1 (gene MILR1). Bases 3370 to 4371 code for a protein of 333 amino acids. Gene Ontology annotation, cellular component: plasma membrane; cell-cell junction. NCBI's taxonomy places the organism in Eukaryota, Metazoa, Chordata, Aves, Passeriformes, Cisticolidae. The record is from RefSeq and is a predicted model, not a curated record. Gene Ontology annotation, biological process: cell-cell adhesion; cell surface receptor signaling pathway. The transcript has 6 exons. Gene Ontology annotation, molecular function: transmembrane signaling receptor activity; cell adhesion molecule binding.
AAUAGAUAUAGUCAGUCCUGGAAUAUGUGUUCUUUUUUAAACAGUUUUUUUAUUAAGUAUGUUAAGUACUGGAGGGGUGGAAGUUUAACUUUUCUCAGAUGUUAGGAACCAGAAAAAAGUUAAAAUUAUAUCUGUGAGUAAGCUGAGUGAUUAAGCUAGCAGAGCACUCUAUCCUGCAUUCUUACAGCAAUUCUUUAAAACAUUUGUCUGGAACACUUCUCAUGCAGUGAUGUUUGAAUUUAUCCCAAGGGAAAUGCAUUAGUAACCCAAAUUUUCAGUGUUUUGUCAAUUUUUUUCUUUCUUUUUCCAUUGUUGGGAGAUGAUUCAGAGGACAUACGUAACAUUUUAAAAUAUUUAAUCUUUGGGGGAUGUGGGAGCUGCUAGGUUUAUCAAAUUGGGUACCCAAAAGUUCCCUUCACCUGCUGACAUGUUCUUUGCUAUGUGCAGUCAACUGAAAAGCAUUCACUACGUCAAAAUUCUCAUUCAUAACCAGAAGAAAUUUAAAGCUACCUUAAAUAUACAUAGAAAAGAGAUCCUCUCCUCCUCUUCUCUUACUUGUUCUCCAGAAAAACAAUUCUCUCACAAUCAGACAUCAGGUACAUGAAAUAAACAGCAGACUUGCUCCCACAACCUUUUUGAGUAGGAGUGUGAAAAUCCAGUAUUCAGUGACCUGCCUGUAUCAGUAAAACCUUUCAGCAGACAAAACAGAAGCCUUGAUUUAAUUCAUCUCCAGACAUAACUGUCAGUCCAUGUGACUUCUGGCAAACCUUCUGCAGACAUCCACUGCAGCAGAUGCUGCUCCAGAAUGCAGGACCUCUAAGGAUGAGAAACUGGACUGGGAAUAACAAUAUAUAAUAAUUCUUAUCAUUCUGCUGAAAUGUACAACUUCCCUUGGAAGCCUGUGACAGAACAGACACUGUGAUGCCAUCACAGCCUUACUAUUGAACAGUAGCACACUAUUUUCAUCCUCAAAUUAAAGAACUGAGCUUGGGAAUUGGAGCUCAGUUUGGCUUAUUCCCUUUCACCUGCUCACUUCGGGCAGAAUAUUGUCACAGCACUAAGUGAUACAUAUUUCCCUUUCUGACAUUUUAACUUACUUGUUUUGGCUGGAUGACUUCUGCUCUGUUCUGCAAUGUUCUGCUGAUUAUUCUGUGUCAAAUUUAUUGUUCUCCUUACAUGUACAUUAAUCCCAGGCAGGAAAUUUGCAAAUCUAAUAAAAAAGGGAACUCCAACUGCACACAGUAUCUUACUGCUGCUAUAGAACUCUCUGUACACAUACUGAAAAAUCCAACAUCCUUUUAGUCCAAAGGCAACAGCCAGUUCUGCCUGAAAAACAACCCACAUGGAAGGAAACUUCUCAGUUCCAAACAGAAACCAGGGGUUUGGACCAGCACUUGUUUUCCUUGAACACUCAGGCUGUGCAUGCUGAGGGAGCCUGCACACCAUUAAAGCUGCUGUACCUGAGAGAUUCUGCUGACACCUAAACUUCUGUUUUUUAGAAGGUAUGGCCAAAUUCACAGCUCCUUUGCUGUGUAACUAUUCCCCUUCCCACACACAAAAUGAAGCAGCUUCUUAGAAAAAGCUUUGGCUUGAGGAUGAGCACCAGCAGCCAGGGCUCCUGAGGGCUGUUUGUGAAGGUUUCUGACAAAAAGAAGCUCCCACAACAGCAAAAUGCACAAACAGCCCUGUCCUCCCCCUGACAGCUGCACUUUCACACGUGCUUCCUGACAGCUGGGAAAAGAUGUUCCGCUCUUGCGGUUUGCUGACAGCUUUCCACAUCAGAAGCAUUUCUGAGGGGAGGGUGGAGACUGUCUUAAACAAAAUUCAAAAGGAAAACAAACCCAAACAAGUAAACCUCCACCAAUAUUAAAAAAACAAGGAGGAAGGAAGUGCACACAACGUUCUGUGAGGAAAUUUUGCAAUGCUGCAACGGCCAAGGAUUUGGGAGGGAUUCUGUAUGACUCAGGGAAGGGCUGCAGGGCUUUGUUGCUUCAGAAAGUGAAAAGAAAGAAAUAAGAUAUAAGACAAGGAUCACUAUUAAGUCAUUUUCUGUGUAAGCAAUUGUACAAGGCCUGGAGUCCUGCAGAAGGCAUUGCCCAUGCCUGGCUGACAUUUACUUCACCCAGAGUAAAGAACAUCUACUUGCCAAGACUGUCAUUAUGUAGCUUUGUAUUACUGACUACUUCAUCAAAUUAGUCACCAGCUUUGUUUAUGCAGAAGUGUUGAACUCAAAUUCUUUAUGAGAUUUGUACCUUCUAGUACAAGAUCUCACUUCCUUAUAGCUUAAUAUUUGAAGCUCAACUGAAAUGUUUUCUUAACAAGCUAGCUAGCUAUAAAUACUUAUAGACAUCUUAAAACUUCUUUGGAUUUGAUACUUUUUUAGACUGUUUUUUAAAAAUUAUAUUGCUGCUAAAAACCCACCCAGUGCUACGUAUUUCCUUAGUCUCAGCUAUAUUAUCACUUGCCCUGUCUCUAGGAAAUGUCUCUUUGAUAUGGAUCGGUGAUCUCAUUAAUUCCCUUACCACAACAGUGCUAGAAAAACUACCCAAGAGGAGAAAGCUGGGGGUUGGUCUUUCCUCCCAAGUAACAAGUGAUAGGACAGGAGGAAUCAGCCUCAAGUUGCACUGGAGGAGGUUUAGAUCAGACAUUAGGAAAAAAUUCUUCAUAGAAAAGGUUGUCAGACAUUGGCCCAGGUUCACCUGGGAAGUGGUGGAGUCACCUCUAGGGAUUUAAAGACUUGUAGAUGUGGCACUUGGGGACAGGGUUAGUGGCUGACCUGGCAGUGCUGGGGGAAUGGUUGAACUCAAUGCUCUUAGAAGCCUUUUCCACCCUCAGUCACUCCCUGGUUCUGAACUGCAGGGCAGGAUGGCUCCACCACACAACUCAUGGGGGAAACUGCUGCUCAUGUCAGCCACGUCUGGGGACAGCUGGACACAACAUUUACCUGUGUCCCAAACUGCUGCUCAUGUCAGCCACGUCUGGGGACAGCUGGACACAACAUUUACCUGUGUCCCAAACUGCUGCUCAUGUCAGCCACGUCUGGGGACAGCUGGACACAACAUUUACCUGUGUCCCAAACUGCUGCUCAUGUCAGCCACGUCUGGGGACAGCUGGACACAACAUUUACCUGUGUCCCAACUGCUGCUCCCCACCCCACUGCUCCUCUCUGCCCACUCCCCUGCCUGCCAUAGGCUAAAUGUACAUGGGAUAUGACAAAAUUCUCCAAAGCAACAUGAGUAAAGAUCAGCACUGAUCGGCACAGUUUCCGUAUUUAGAACUUCCUUAAGUCCUAGAGCCACUCCUCCACCUCCUUCAGAAGAAAGAUCUCUGUCAUGUAACUCCACCAUCUCUCUUGCUCAGUAUCCAGAAAUGUUUUUUCUUGCAAUUCUGCUGUUUUCCUACCCUCAAAUGUCUCAACAGAUACAGAAGAUUACUGCAAAUGGCAAAGAGAUGCUGUCCAACCCCAAGCUUGUACUGGUUCAGGGGACUUUGAACGUGGUGAUGAAGCAGAAUGUGACCCUCUCCUGCCUGUCUGAGCCUGGAUCUCCACCUGUCAGAUACACUCUGUUCAAGCACAACCAGCAGGUAUCUGCUUCAAACAGGUCAGACCUGACCCCUGCGCUGUUCCCCCUGAGCAUCAGCUCUGCCAGCGACGCAGGGGAGUACAAGUGCAAAGCUGAGUACAACAACUCCAGCAGUGGAAAAUACAGCAACAGCCUCAACUUCACCUUCAUAGAGCCAAUUUCCAAACCAGUGCUGAGCUCACCCACCUCUCAGGCCAAGAGAGGCCAGAACGUGACCCUGUCCUGUUUCUCGGAGAACGGAUCCCUUCCCAUCACGUAUCUCUUCUUCAAAGGAACACAAAACAUUUCUCCCCGAAAGACGAUGCAGAAGAGGGAAGCAGCUGUGAUUUUUCUAUUUAUCGACUCCCUUAGUGACUUUGGAACCUAUAAAUGCAAAGCUUAUAACAGUUUUCCCAACAAUACAAAAUACAGCAAUGCUUUCAACUUUACGUUAGCAGAAGAGAGAAGCCAUUCUCAGUCCCUGAUAAUUUCUCUUGGGCUGAUCCUGCUACUACUCCUAAUAGGCUUGGCUCUGGCAGUUCCAUUUUUCAUAAUUCCUUUGUAUAAAGCAAGAAAAUACAAGUCUAGCAGGCCCUCAAUUGUCCUUACUUCAACAGUGAAUGCAGAGGAGUCUGAAAAUGAAGUCAUAUACUCAGAGAUUGGUAAGUUCCUGUCACCCCCUGCAGUCAGGCAGGUUCUUUCAGGUACUGCAGAAUCACUGGGACAUCUACUGACCCCCCAGGCAGAGGCACUAUUUGAAAUCCCUCAGAAUCCAAAAUCUCAGAAUCAAAAACCUGGCAUCAUCUGACAGCCAUGCAGCCAAAACUGCAGCUGGUUAAAUGAACUGAGGUUUAAAUAAAAAAGGGUGUAAUGGCCACUUAGCAACAGACAAUAGUGAGCUAUAUGAAGCUGUAGCAAAGUAAAACUUGUAUAGCUCCUGCAUUCUGUUCUGAAUUGUUCAGUACUUUAGUUCUUUAUUCAAUCCUUCUUAAGUUUGGCAAGAUUCAAGGUCAGGUCAAACUGAAAUUAUGAAGUGACAACAAAGGAACUGACCUCUGUUAAGAAAUUUUAGUACUUGAAUUGCAGAAAACGCACAAUAAUGAAGACAUUACCUGACAGCACCAAUGCUCUGAACUUGGACAUUCCUACAUUUGCCUUGAAUGUGAAUGCCUCUUUUCAAGGGGAAUAAGAACCCCCCCAAACAAACCAAUAGCAAAGGCAUUAAUGUUUCUAAUAAUUCCAAUUUCUAAAUCUCCAAAUGGAGUAACUGUCUCCAAACCUGCCUUCCUGUUCAUGCAGUAGACAGAGUUCUCACUGCCCUGCUGGGUCAGCUCAGUGCUGUGCAGCUGCUCGUGCCAGAUCUCAGCCUGCAAGGACAGUGAUAAAAGCUCUGAUAAGGCCCAUGGAUGCUCCAUGAUUUAUAUUCAGUCUGGAAUCUCACUGCUUUGUUUCAAGAUUAUAGAAAAAAAAAGUCUGAUUCAAGUUGUUUGUAAUUGAGUUAACUGCUGUUCAUCAUC